CUUAAUCGCAAUGUUGUGUAAAAAGCAUAAGCUACUGUGUCCACCACACCUGGUCCUGAAGAGCUGGCAUCAUCAUUUAGCGACGACGCUGUCGCUGCAAAAUAAAAUGAAAUCAAAAGACGACGAAAAGUACCGCGUGGAAAAAGACACCUUUGGCGAGCUGAAAGUGCCAGCCGAUAGGCUCUACGGCGCACAGACUAUGCGCUCGGUGCUCAACUUUCCCAUAGGCAACAUAGGCGAACGUAUGCCGAAACCGGUCGUUCAAGCCAUGGGCAUUUUGAAAAAGGCAUGUGCGAAUGUUAAUAAAGAUUUUGGCAUGGAUCCCAAGAUAGCAGAUGCUGUGGCAAAUGCCUGCGAUGAUGUUAUCUCUGGCAAACACUAUGCCGCGGGACACUUUCCGCUGGUCAUCUGGCAGACGGGCUCCGGCACACAGACAAAUAUGAACACCAACGAGGUGAUUAGCAAUGCAGCCAUCAAGGCGAUGGGCGGCGAACUGGGCUCCAAGAAACCCGUACAUCCUAACGACCAUGUGAACAAGUCGCAAAGCUCCAACGAUACCUUUCCAGCCGCCUCGCACAUCUCUGUCGCUUUAGAGCUCAAUAAGCGUCUCAAACCAUCCAUUUCAUAUUUGCGGGACGCCCUGCAUUGCAAAGCGGUUGAUUACAAGGACAUCAUUAAGAUCGGUCGCACUCAUCUGAUGGAUGCCGUGCCCAUGACACUGGGCCAGGAGUUCAGCGGCUAUGCUCAACAGCUAACGAAUGGGCUGGCACGCAUCGAUGCGUGUCUGCCUCGCGUCUAUGAGCUGGCCCUGGGAGGUACGGCCGUCGGCACUGGCCUCAAUACCCCCAAAGGUUUUGCAGAGAAGGUAUCAGCUCGCAUCGCCGAACUAACCAGCUUGCCUUUUGUCACAGCGCCCAAUUUCUUUGAAGCUCUAGCUGCUCGAGAUGCCAUGGUCGAAGUGCAUGGCGUACUGAACACCAUUGCCGUCAGCCUCAUGAAGAUUGCUAAUGACAUUCGGUUUUUAGGAUCGGGACCGCGUUGCGGCUUGGGUGAGCUCUCACUGCCAGAGAACGAGCCGGGCAGCUCCAUAAUGCCGGGCAAGGUGAAUCCCACACAGUGUGAAUCCUUAACUAUGAUAUGUGCACAGGUGAUGGGUAACCAGGUAGCUGUAACAGUAGGCGGUGCAUUUGGGCACUUCGAACUGAACGUAUUUAAGCCCUUAAUUGUGUCCAAUGUCCUGCGUUCUAUACGCUUGCUCGCGGAUGGUAGCGUCAAUUUUAGCAAGAACUGUGUGGAAGGUAUUCAGCCGAAUCAUGAGCGCAUUGCCAAGAUCAUGAACGAGUCUCUGAUGUUGGUAACGGCUCUUAAUCCCCACAUCGGAUAUGACAAGGCAGCGGCUAUAGCCAAGACGGCGCAUAAGAAUGGUACCACGCUAAAACAGGAAGCCCUCAAGGCUGGCAUCACCGAGCAACAAUUUAAAGAAUGGGUAGACCCUAAGAAAAUGUUGGGCCCCAAGUAAAUGUAUGACUUUUAUCGACUACUUUUAUAAAUACAUUUGAAUAAAAUGAUGACUGACCAUAUCGAC
Molecule: messenger RNA, 1585 nt
Organism: Drosophila hydei
Lineage: Eukaryota; Metazoa; Arthropoda; Insecta; Diptera; Drosophilidae
Product: probable fumarate hydratase, mitochondrial
Exons: 4
Coding region: 11-1519 (502 amino acids)
Biological process (GO): fumarate metabolic process; tricarboxylic acid cycle; malate metabolic process
Cellular component (GO): tricarboxylic acid cycle heteromeric enzyme complex; mitochondrion
Molecular function (GO): fumarate hydratase activity
Source: RefSeq, a predicted model, not a curated record